AACACAACGAAUGAGCUGCACACUCAGGACGCGCAUUAGGUGUCAUGUAGGAGCGCAGCACGUUCGAGAGAACAGCUUGUAAGAUGAGAGAAUAUGUCUAAUAGGGACCUAUGCAUGAGAAAAUGGAUAAACGAGCGCAUAUAUGCAGGCCACCGAGAUGACAAAGCCAUGAGCCAGAGAAGCAUACAGGCAAGCAUAUACAAACCUCACAUGAUUGGGUUGCUGUCUCGAGUUCUUGUGAGACCCGCGCUGAGGGCUGGGAGCCAACAUCAUGGCUACCAUAUACGCAGUCAGCUGGCCGUACUGUCAAUGAGAAUGCUGAAACAAAUGUGCAUGGCACAAAAGGAAGGAGAGACGCACCCUGAUUGGCCACAGGUUGUUGGUGAGCACAUACACCGAGGCCGUACAUAUGCAGGCACCCGCGAUCAGGUCCCAGAAUGGCAUUGAGCGGUUCAUGGGCACUGCGUGUGUAGUGUGGUGGUGGCAGUGGCAGUGGUGGCACAGAGGCAGGAAGGGGGAGGUGUCCGUUUAAUGAGACCUAUGGCAUGGUGGUGGGGAAGUAAGAGACACAGAGCGACAAGUGCCCUCUAUAUGGAUUAAUAUAUAAAAGGAG
Phanerochaete carnosa HHB-10118-sp is the source of this 613-nucleotide messenger RNA. RefSeq lists its product as uncharacterized. The record is from RefSeq and is a predicted model, not a curated record. NCBI's taxonomy places the organism in Eukaryota, Fungi, Basidiomycota, Agaricomycetes, Polyporales, Phanerochaetaceae. Bases 94 to 447 code for a protein of 117 amino acids. The transcript has 2 exons.